AUGAGCAGCAGGACAUUCCAGCUUUACGACCUCAGAGUUGAAGUGCAAUCCCCCAAAGACUCUCGACCGAUGCUUUGUUCGAGUCAGCCAGGAGACUACUUCGAACUGAAAGGCGAGGUCUUGACAUUACCUCCAGGACAAGGCUUCUCAGUGUAUUCGUUAGGCUCAGUUCUACCUCUGCUACCCGCAAAGCAACGAAGCACUUCUCAAGCUGAUUGGAUGUCGAGGGAAGAUGUCCUGGCUUGCCCUGAUCCAGCUUGUGGAUCUACGAUGAAGGUCAUUCGGACCGCUGUCUCGACAUGGGAGCAGAAAGAGACCGGCGAGGUGGUGUUACUCGAGAAGAAAGCACUUUGA
This is a messenger RNA of Kockovaella imperatae, 354 nucleotides long. RefSeq lists its product as hypothetical. The record is from RefSeq and is a predicted model, not a curated record. The transcript has 4 exons. NCBI's taxonomy places the organism in Eukaryota, Fungi, Basidiomycota, Tremellomycetes, Tremellales, Cuniculitremaceae. Bases 1 to 354 code for a protein of 117 amino acids.